This is a messenger RNA of Caenorhabditis briggsae, 222 nucleotides long. The record is from RefSeq and is a predicted model, not a curated record. The transcript has 2 exons. Bases 1 to 222 code for a protein of 73 amino acids. Lineage: Eukaryota; Metazoa; Nematoda; Chromadorea; Rhabditida; Rhabditidae.
AUGCACGAAACGUUUUCAAGGUUAAUAAAUCGGAAAGACGAGGAAAUGUUCUCAUUUUUCCAACCGGAUACGCAGAUUCUUCUGGAAUACCAACCAAAGCAUCGACAUGCGCUAACUCAAAAAACGAGGGAUUGCUCAGCGCCGCCCGUGGACAAGUCUUCUGAAAUUUUGCCAGAUCAACCGUUAUCAGAGGGACGAUAUGCCCUUAUCAUCAUGUUUUGA